Messenger RNA from Aspergillus welwitschiae, 1998 nucleotides. RefSeq lists its product as uncharacterized. The coding region runs from base 428 to 1723 and encodes 431 amino acids. The transcript has 2 exons. The record is from RefSeq and is a predicted model, not a curated record. NCBI's taxonomy places the organism in Eukaryota, Fungi, Ascomycota, Eurotiomycetes, Eurotiales, Aspergillaceae.
UCCUUCUGUGCCCCCCUCAUUAUUAUUAUUGUUGGUUGUCUCUGCUAUUUUCUCUCUCUCUCUCUCUGUCUCUCUCUUUCUCUCUCCGGCUCAUUCUCUAUUUCUUUUUCGACUCUUUCGUUCUCGGGAUAGCCGGUCUCGAUUCUUCGUUCCUUUACCUUUUCCUCCUUUCUCCCCGUCCUUUAGAACUGACUGCGUGGAAAAGCAUCCUGGUGAUGCGGUCGGCGAUCCACCAUUGAUUUCCGUUCCCCUGUUCGUUAUUUACUUCGCGGCAGCCACUUAACGACUUGCAAAGAAUCUACAACAAACCACCCCCUGUUUCGCUUGUUUAGACCGUCGAAGUCUUUCCGUCAAACUAUCCCCUUGACUCUCAAACGAGCACACCGCAUCCUCGUCUUUCUCCUUUCCCCUCCUUUAAUCCUGCAACAUGCCGUCCAUCCCACCUCCCCUGACUAUAUCUCACCGCCAUACUCGGAGUCGCUCCUCCAACAUCGACAUCGACCCCAUUUCUCCUGGCACCUACGCUCCCAACGGCUUCUCCUACCGGUCGCCUCGGUCGCCUCAUACGCCUCGUUCAUCCAUCCCCUCUUCUCCGGUGGAUGUCCGCCCUCACCACACUCAAUCAUUCAAUGGCUCCCAUAGAAUGUCGGGCGACUUCGGCGGUGCAGGCAACGAAGGCGGCGGACUAGGAAACUUGGCAGAUGAGCUUGCAGAUGCAUGGGAGGAGGAGGAAGGUGGUUACGGAUACACGUCGGGCCAGGAUACUGGGGCCCCUGACGCACAGUACGUGGACCGCAGUGACGAUGAAGAUGCAUACCACCGCAUGGGCACCGGGGCCCGCACACCCUCAUCGGGCUACUCGUCGGAACGGAAUUCUUCUCUGCAGCCUCCGAGGCCCAAGACCCGUAAUGGUGCCCAUCGCCACCGGCGACACGAGUCGCAAUAUGAUGGCUCCGAUUAUGGGAAUGAUUCGGAUUUCGAGGAAGCGGAUAUGCCGCCUAGCCUAGAGAUGCAAAUGGCGGAGAUUGAGAGUCUGGCUCGUCGCGGAUUAGAGAACAAUGGCAGCGAGAAUGACUUCGUUAUUCAACGGGCGGUGGAAGCUCUCCGGGAUCUUGGCGGGCAGAGUGGGAUUGAAAAUAACGCGAUGAGACUCAUCACCGCACACUCAUCCAUCACCUCACAUCUUACCCAUCAGACGCGGGCACUUCAGACCCUCACCCACCCUCUCCUUUUCUCGCCAUUUCCGCUCCUUUCCUCAGACGCUAUAGACGCGCUCAUUCCUCUCAUCGACGAAGAACUCCUGCCUAACCUCCCCUAUCCUUUCCCGGAACAGCCACGUCACUCCUCGAGACCCACUACCCCCUCCCAGUCACCGGCCCUGAACCCUCUUGUCUCGCUGCAGACCCUUGUGUCGCAGACAUCCGACAUCACCCUGUCGCUCCGAGGCCUGAGCGAUACGUUGUAUGAGUCGCGGCAGCUAACGUCCACUGCAUCACGACGACUCCGGUCUGCUCGCGAACUCGUAGCCGACCUCCGCCGCGAGGAAGAAGGUGUUGAAGAGGGGACUCGGUGGAUCGAACGAGGCGACUGGGACCGCCGACUUCGGGAUCGCGAAGCCGGCCGAGUCUGCGGAGACGUAGUCAGUGGCUUCGAGGCGGUGUGCGGUGAAUGGCGUGAGAAGCUCUUUGGAGCAGCUGCUGGAGCCGAAGUGGCUGCUGCUUGAGAUGACUAUUUCCUAAAGGUAAAGGGGGAGGGAUAAUGGAUAUAGACAAGGACGGAUGCUACCAGUUUCUUUCUUCUCAUGGGAUAAAUUUCUUUUUGUCUUUUUCCUUUUUGUUGCCCUUGACAUCCCAGAUAUAAUGUCUCGAGUACUACUGCCAGAGAUAGCGGCCAUACCCCCUUUUGCAAUUUUCCUUUCUAGUAUAUAGAUUAUUUCAUCUGGGUUCAUCCUGUUCAUGUUCACCCACCUACAUAUUCCAGAACUUCAUUCCAUCGAGU